Penicillium maclennaniae is the source of this 7524-nucleotide messenger RNA. RefSeq names its product 1-phosphatidylinositol-3-phosphate 5-kinase FAB1. The coding region runs from base 1 to 7524 and encodes 2507 amino acids. Gene Ontology annotation, molecular function: 1-phosphatidylinositol-3-phosphate 5-kinase activity; metal ion binding; ATP binding. Lineage: Eukaryota; Fungi; Ascomycota; Eurotiomycetes; Eurotiales; Aspergillaceae. Gene Ontology annotation, cellular component: fungal-type vacuole membrane; endosome membrane. The record is from RefSeq and is a predicted model, not a curated record. Gene Ontology annotation, biological process: phosphatidylinositol phosphate biosynthetic process. The transcript is spliced from 2 exons.
AUGCCCACUUCCAUGGACCAGAGGUCUCAUGGAACCUCGAGCCCUUCCGCGUCGUCCGCAUUUCUGCCACUUGGACGGCGCGGCUCAAGGACAUCCCUCGCGACUACUCAGACCGAUCGAGAGAACAUAAAUGCAGCUUUGGACCAGAUCCAUACCGCCGCCUACCAGUCCGACUCGCUAACACAUUUCAACGACUUCACCACCCUGCCGGCCCCAGUUCCCGCAUCAGAUGACAAACGCCUCUCGGAAGAGUUACAAGGAGGUCUCAGUGGGUUGUAUAGUCGUUUCAGAACCUCGGUGGGCGGAAUUGUCAGUGGUGGGGUCAAAUCAGCGGACAGAAGUACUGCAGAGACCCCUGCUGUCAAGACCCCGCCACUGGAGCGCUCGAUGACCAAGUCUGCCUCGGACUCGGCUACUGGACCUGUGGAUAAUCGACAUCUCCCAUCAUAUCCCAACUCAUCGCAAGGCUCCAGGCUACAUUCACCAGUCGUAGCAAAUUUUCAACAUGCUGCGGAUGCCGUGGCGCAGCCGAGCGCCGGGAAAGGCUCUAAGAUGUCUUCUAAGAGUAGUGUAUCUUCCAAAGCGUCUCUUUCCCCUUCUCCGGGGACGAAAGCCGCCAUCGCUCCGCUGAAAAAAUCCAGCGGCGGUUCCAUGGCAGUUGACCCAGCGAUCACGCAACUUAAUGUGAGUGGUGUGACUACAAGUCGACCAUCAAGGAGUAGCUCCAUCAAUGCUCCUGCUCCAGGCCUAAAGAGCGUCGAUUCGGCCACUAUCUCGAGCAAGGACGGGCCGAUAGACACAUCAAUCAGCCAAACGUCUUCAGUGACGAGCCAGAACCCAUCGCAUUCGCCGGUGUUGUCUACAGAGACGCAUGAAAGCAAUCACGUUGACUCGUUUGAGGCCAGUGGUACACUACCACCAGCUGAAGGUCCACUUUUCGAAAGCAGACCACGAAAUUUGUCGUCUGCAGACCAAUCCAAUCACUCCGACAACAUCUCCCAGUCGGCGAUAUCGCGAAGCUCGAAACACACCGAGCAUUUGCAGGACUCAUCGUCUCAGCAUCGAGAAAGCAGAUCGAAUUCGAGGAUGUCUUUCGCACAAGGCGAGUCUGCUAUGCCGACGCCUGCAUCCUCCAGUCACCUAAGAUCGAACACCAAUGAAGGAAGCCCAUUCCCCGCAGGCUCGGUUUUGGAUGGUAAAGCCCCCGCUACUGUUGGUAAAACAGAAACCAGCGAACUUUCUAAGCCUUCUGCUUCAAUGACAUCCUUCGAUAAACCAAUUACCUCGGCGAAAAAGGGUCGAUUUCCUGGUUACGUGAUGUCCCGAGCAUCUACGGCUGAGACGAUGACAUCGGUGUCUUCUUUGCCGCCAGUUUAUACUCGUCCAAGAGCAGGGCCUGUCCAGCAAGACAAUCAGCUGCCUUUUGCGACGCGCGAUAGUGGCGUUUCACAGCUCAGAAGUAAAUUGCUCAGCAGGGAUUUCUGGAUGCGCGAUGAGAACGCUAAAGAUUGCUUUCACUGCGGAGAGCCUUUCACGACAUUUCGCCGAAAGCAUCAUUGCCGAACCUGUGGCCAAAUCUUUGAUUCCAGGUGCACUCUUCUCAUACCAGGAACACGAUUUGGCCAGCCUAGCUCCAUCCGGGUUUGCAAGCCUUGUGAGACUAUGAUUAAUGCACAUGAAGAUGAUUCUUCCGAGUUUUCUGAUAGUGAGCAAAGUCCCGUUGCGACGAAUACCCGGAUACCAGAGCUCACGUGGGGAAACAAUGGAGCUCGACCGUCUGCGGAUGACGAUGACACCGCAUCGAUCAUGUCACAAUCGAUCGAUCAUGUUCUCAGGGCCCCGACAAUGGCUAUUCCAGCAACUCGUCGUGCGGGCGAGGGGCCCAACCGUCGAUCUGCCGUUUUGGAGAUCAAUUCAGACCGCCCUUUGACCAGGCCUACUUCAUCACGCUCCUUGAAAUCAACUUUAGGAAGUAGGGGUCAUAACAUGGGCCACAAACGUCACGGUUCUCGCCACCAACAAUAUAUUCGGAGCUUCAAGCCUUACCAUGAAGAUCGAGCACCGUUUCAGCGCCGCAACCUUGAUGAUUUUCCAGUUGAAUCCCGGCUUCCUGCCUUUCACAGAGACAACAUCAUUGAUCCAGAUCUGGCUCAGUAUCUUUCGGAUGAUGCAUCAAGUGCCGAUGAACAGCCUAGUCUUAUGGCUGCGGUCUCUGAUAACAAUUUAUCCAAAAGUAGUGGGGACCAAGAAAGAGCCACCCUCGGCGGCUUUCUGGCCGCUAUGAAGAAGGGCAGAUCUGCCUUUGGGGAUCGAAAUAUCCCGAGCAUCAAUCAAUCUGGACGCGACCCAGAUGAGGCCAGCCUUUCCAGCUCAAGAGCAGUGAACUUGCCUCGCUCUUCACGCCGUCGGAAUAUGAGUGUGGCUAGCAGCGUACACAUUCGUCAAUCUCCAAGGGCCUCAAAAGAAAGCAUGUUCCCCCAUGAAUUAGCGUUCCCAGGGGUUCCCUUUUCUCUGGGCUUGAAAGACAGUGGUUUCAAGAUGACCAGAAGCUCAUCCAUGCAAGGCCCUCGUGCGCCGCCAGUUGAGCUCAAUAACGCUAGUCUGGAACAUGUUCGAAAGCUUCUGCGACAGCUUCUAGCCGAAUCAUCCGUGCCACAUGGCGAGAGUUGGGAAAAUGCCCUGCUUCCAAUUCUUUUGAAGGCGGCGGAUGAGGUUGAUCCCGAUGUCGAGCACGGCGAUGAUAUGGAUGUUCGUCACUAUGUUAAAAUUAAAAAGAUCCCUGGCGGCAAGCCGGGCGACACGUCUUACGUUUCAGGGCUGGUAUUCACAAAGAAUUUGGCUCUCAAAAGCAUGCCGAGAAGUAUUCCACGUCCCAACAUCUUGAUUAUCACUUUUCCUCUUGAGUAUGCUCGCCAACAACACCAAUUCAUGAGUCUUGAGCCUGUCAUUCGACAAGAGAGAGAAUUUCUGGAAAACCUUGUCACCCGAAUCGCAGCUCUUCGGCCAAAUCUCCUGCUUGUUGAAAAACACGUUUCGGGGCUGGCUCUCCAUCUUCUGGACCAAGCUGGUAUCGCAACUGCUCAUAACGUCAAGCCAUCUGUUCUCGAAGCUGUCUCAAGAUGUACUCAUACUCGGAUCGUGACUUCCAUGGACAAACUUCUGAGCCCUUCUCCGCAUAGCGAAUGCAGCAGCUUUGACAUGAAAACUUAUGUGAACAAGGGUCGAAAAAAGACCUACAUGUACAUUUCCGGAUGCCGGAAAGAUCUUGGGUGCACAAUUGUAUUGCGUGGUGGCAGCGAAGAGGUUCUUGGAAAAGUGAAAGAGAUCACCGAGUUUAUGAUCUAUGUUGUGUAUAGCCUGCGACUGGAGACCUUUUUGAUGCGGGACGAGUUUGCGAAACUGCCAACAGCAUUUACCGGUGAAAUGGAGACUGUAUCUUGCAGUUUUGAGAAACAACACACGGUCAACGAUAGCAACGGAAUUCCUACGGUACCAAACAACCCAGACGACAAGCCAACCCAGAAUUCAACGGGUACAAAGGUGUCAACUGAGAUUAUCGAAGUUCCAGAUGAUGUUCCCAUGCCAACAUACUUUGACGACAUCGUCCAGGCUUACAAAACAAAGCUUCUGUCUGCCUCGCCCUUCGUGAAAUUUGAACCACCAUAUCUGCUUAUGCGUGUGAGAGAGAUAGGUCGCAGACUAGCCUACUUGAAGCGUCUCCGUGAUCAACAUGGAUUGUCCGACGAGAUUAUAGAUGAGAAGACCAAGCCGCAGAAGUUCACUCUUAUUACCCCCGAAAUGGUUCACGAGUCUCCCCACGAUGCUUCACCCAAGGUCAAAGAGGUGCUUCGCGCAGCCCAUGAUGCCGAAUAUGACAGGACACUGUAUCAUUACCAAACGCAGAAACGGCAGUGGGAGGCCUACGUGGCUGGUAAUCAUGACAUGUUCGAUCCCUACGCCCACCAGAACAUCGUCGUUCUCUUCAGCCUUGUGUGUACCACAACAUCGAUUCCUUGCUCUGGGCCCGAUAUAUUUGCGUUGGAAUUCUACAACGAACAUGAGGAUGAUACGGUGUUUGAGCCGGAUUGUCCUUUGGGACAGUAUGUCCAAGAGCUUUGCGCUGGAGCGAGCGAUGUUUGCACCUCCAAUGGCUGCGAAAAAAGGAUGUCCGAGCAUCAUCGCCAAUAUGUUCAUGGUGAGGCGCAGCUUAGCAUUGUGGUCCAGCCUUACCCUUGCAAGAUGCGUGGGCUACAUGACACAAUACUGAUGUGGAGUUGUUGCAAAAUAUGUGGCAAUGAGACUCAAGUCACACCUAUGUCUACAAAUGCAUACAAAUACUCAUUUGCUAAGUACCUCGAGAUCACGUUCUGGGGAAGGAAUCUGCACGCGCGCGCCGGGGUCUGUCCCCAUGAUCUCCAGCGUGAUCAUCUCCGCUACUUUGGUUUUAGAGAUCAUGCUGUUCGCAUCCAGUAUGACACUAUUCACCUUCUUGAAAUCAUUGUUCCACGGCCCCGAGUCACCUGGAAGGUGGAUAAUGAUUUAAAGAUGCGGAAUGAUGUGUUCAGGCGCCACGAGUCACGGCUCAACAAAUUCAUGGCUUCCGUCGUCGUGCGUUUGAAAAGCAUUAACCUUGAAAGUGUUGUGCCCGAGCUCUCGGACAAAGCUAAAAUAGAGAUUGAAAGGUUGAUCAAGAUAGCCAACGAUGACCAGGCUAGAUUAAUUCGCCAAUUGCAGGAGAAGUACAGCAGCUCCCGCUACUGGGAAGUCAUACCGCUGAACGAAGUUCUUCGUGCUGUUCAAGAGAAGGUGGUUGAAUGGGAUACCACCUUUGCAGAGUUCGAAAAGAACUUCUUUCCCUCAGAAAAAGAUAUCAAGCGACUAGCAACUCUGCAAUUGAAGAAAAUCUUCCUUGAUAAGGAUGCCACUUCUGUGACAACCGAUGAGUCUCUACCGACUUCAACCGAUGUUGACGACGAAAAUGCUCAGCCAGACGAAAAACCACGGAUGUUGCGGCGCAUGACCAUCUCUCCAGAAAAGGCAAAGAAUGUUCUUGUGUCUGUUGUUGAACAGGAACACACGGGUAAAAAGCACCGAGACAUCCAACAGGAACUCAGUGAAUUGCCACCAUUGCCUGCCUCUCCGACCGAGGAUAGUCUGGCUGUCGAUGCUAUCAAUGGCAAACGAUCCUCUCCGCAAGACGAAGUCGUUGCGCAGGAAGAGGUCCGGCAUCUUGAUCUGGCAGUUCCCUCUGGUCAAUCCGAAGCGCCGGCCUUCGACGCAAUCACGCCGGAUGCCAUAUGGGCUUCUACGGAAGCACCAAAGCCAGCGGAUGUAGAAAGCGACGAACUGGAUUCACCGCAGUUGUCGCCGACGGCGAUCAGGCCUUCAAGAACAUUUGACUCAAAAGCGAGAGAAGAGAGCAUCACCGAGAUACCAACUACACCUCCGAAUCGGCCCUCUGCGAUUCCAAGACUUACUGAGGGGGCUUUCCGACGUUCCGGCAAAGCACGUUCUCCUCCUUUGGUACGUGCACAGUCUCAACCAGCGCAUCUUCUCCGAGAAAGAUCGCUAUCUGGCUUGAAACUCGGUCCAUCGCCUUCGAAUGAGUCAGAUACCACCCGUGGAGACUCGACCAAAAUAUCAGAAAAGAAAUUCACAGACCGUAUUGGCUUGAGUGCUCUAAAGAAUGGUCGAUUCGCUUCAGGGCAUUCUCUUAUCCCGCGAUCCACUCCCAAGAAGAACGGCAGCAACCGUGUGUCCAACCUCGCUAGGCAUUUUGAACAAUUAAGCCGUGAGUUUGAGAAGGAAAGACAGCGUGAAAGACGGCAACGUGCUGCACGAAGCACACACUCCCGCGCAUUUCCCCUGGCCUCUUCGAAACCAAUAGUGGAGGUCUAUCGAAACGUCAAGGAAGCCGUUGAGGAGCGGGAGCCUCCGGUCGAUGGCGAUGGCGACGAGUCCGUCCCGGCGGCACCUCAAAUUCCGGCAGAUGAACCGGGCAGAGGAAGUGACGAAUUUGAUGAUCAGCCCGACCGAAACCAUUCGGAAGCCAUGCCCCAAGGAAAGACCGUGGAGUACUUCCAGCCAGGACACCAUCGACCUGACUCGCAAUUGAUGUCAGAGAAUGAAGAGAACGAAGAAAUUGAUGGGGAUGACGCGGCCAGUGACGAAGAGCGAAACGCAGGCGAGGAGUUGCAUCCAGUGGAUUCCCGGGAAGAGGUCAAGCUGCCCGAGGAUGACUCGCUUGAUUUUAAGGAUCUGGCGAAGCAUGAACGCACAUGGCUUCUGAACAUUCUGACAAACUUUUGGUCUGAGCGGUCUGCCAGUGGAUGGCCAGCUCUCGAUUAUCCCCUCAGUGUGAACGAUCAUGUCUUUGCGGACUGCGAUAUCAUUGUGCGAGAGGACGAGCCGAGCUCUUUAAUUGCCUUUGCGUUGGACUCGUCCGACUACAAAGAGAAGUUGACAAGCAUUCAAACAAGAUUUGACGAGAUCGAGAAGCAGCCAGAGAGCCCCACUGUCACUGCAGAAGCUGCUAGAGAGGCUCGAGUCGAACAUGCCCUCUUGCGGGAGACUGGUACACAUCUCAAGUACCAAUUCCAAGAAGGCCAAGCAAGGAUGCUUUGCAAAGUGUUCUACGCUGAGCAAUUCGACGCGCUGCGCAUCAAAUGUGGUGUUGCCGAUCGAAUCGUCGAAUCGCUCUCCCGUUGCGCGAAAUGGGACUCCAAGGGCGGUAAGACAAGGUCACUAUUCCUGAAGACACUGGAUGAUCGCUUUAUCCUCAAGUCAUUGUCCCCGGUCGAGACCCAGGCUUUCCUCAAAUUCGCUCCGGCUUACUUCCAGAUAAUGUCUGAAGCAUUGUUCCACGAGCUGCCGUCUGCCAUUGCCAAGAUGUUUGGGUUCUACCAGGUCAUCAUCAAGAACCCGGCCACUGGAAUUGAAUUCAACUGGUUCCUAUUGUUGAUGGAGAACCUCUUUUACGACCGGGUACCAAACCGCAUUUUCGACCUGAAGGGCUCAAUGCGAAACCGCAAGGUCGAAAGCACAGGCGAGCGUGAUGAAGUCCUGCUGGAUGAGAACAUGGUCGACUUCAUCUACGAAUCCCCCCUCUUCGCACGAGAGCACUCGAAGAAACUUCUUGGUCAAAGCGUGUGGAACGACACUCUCUUCCUCGCCCGCCAGAACGUGAUGGACUACUCGCUCAUGAUUGCAAUUGACGAAAAACGGAGCGAGCUCGUGGUCGGAAUUAUCGAUUGUAUUCGCACAUAUACGUGGGACAAGAAACUCGAGUCUUGGAUCAAAGAUCGUGGCUUUGCCGGCGGUGGUCGCAAUCGCCCUACCGUGACCAGUCCCAGGGAGUACAAGAGUCGAUUCCGCGAGGCGAUGGCGCGAUAUGUCCUCCAGGCACCGAGUUGCUGGCACCAAUUUCAGCCGAUGUAUCGAUACGUGCAGGGCGAUAACCAGGUCUCCCAGGUCACAGACUUGGAUGCUGACAGAAUUGUUGAAGCUGGUAGUUCCCAAAGAUAA